Molecule: messenger RNA, 1492 nt
Organism: Peromyscus californicus insignis
Lineage: Eukaryota; Metazoa; Chordata; Mammalia; Rodentia; Cricetidae
Product: L-threonine 3-dehydrogenase, mitochondrial
Exons: 9
Coding region: 116-1237 (373 amino acids)
Biological process (GO): L-threonine catabolic process
Molecular function (GO): L-threonine 3-dehydrogenase activity
Source: RefSeq, a predicted model, not a curated record
GGCGGAGAGAGGAUAUAGGGCGGAACCAACCUCCUGGCUCCGCACGUGCUGCUCCGGCUCAGCGUGGCGUUCUUAGCAUCCAGUCUUUGGCGUCUGCAGGGUAUCAGAAGAGCAGAUGCCGGUCCUUGGGAUGCUAAAACAGGUGCUCAGAGUGACGGCACAGAGCAAAGCCUCCGCCUGCUCGAAGCUUGUCUUGCCCUUGCGGUUUCUAGGCAGCUCCUCUCGUCAAGUCCCAGCAGAUGCCAACUUCCACUCCACCUCGUUCUCCGAAGCAGAGCCUCCCCGGGUCUUGAUCACAGGGGGUCUUGGCCAGCUGGGAGUAGGACUUGCUAGCCUUUUGAGGAAACGAUUUGGGAAGGACAACGUGAUCUUAUCAGACAUAAGGAAGCCCCCAGCUCAUGUCUUCCAUAGUGGCCCGUUCGUUUAUGCCAAUAUCUUGGACAACAAACACCUUCGUGAGGUCGUGGUGAACCACCGUAUCAGCUGGCUGUUUCACUACAGUGCGGUGCUGAGUGCUGUCGGAGAAGCCAACGUGUCCUUGGCCAGAGAUGUCAAUAUAACUGGACUGCAUAACAUUCUAGAUGUUGCAGCUGAACACAAUGUGAGAUUGUUUGUACCCAGCACGAUUGGGGCUUUUGGACCUUCCUCUCCUCGGAACCCCGCACCUGACCUCUGUAUUCAAAGGCCCAGGACCAUCUAUGGCGUAUCCAAGGUCCAUGCAGAGCUCAUGGGAGAAUACUAUUAUUACCGGUACGGGUUAGAUUUCCGGUGCCUAAGAUAUCCUGGGAUCAUUUCUGCAGAUUCCCAGCCUGGAGGAGGAACAACUGACUACGCCGUCCAGAUUUUCCACGCUGCAGCAAAGAACGGCACAUUUGAGUGCAACCUCAAGGCCAGCACCAGGCUCCCCAUGAUGUACAUCAGCGACUGCCUCAGGGCCACCCUGGAAGUCAUGGAGGCCCCCACGGAGCGCCUCUCCAUGAGGACCUACAACAUCAGCGCCAUGAGCUUCACCCCCGAGGAGCUGGCCCAGGCCCUCCGCAAGCAUGUGCCCGACUUCCAGAUCACCUACUGCGUGGAUCCCCUCCGACAGGCCAUAGCUGAGAGCUGGCCCAUGAACCUCGAUGACAGCAAUGCCCGUAAGGACUGGGGCUGGAAGCACGACUUCGAUCUUCCAGAGUUGGUGGCUACCAUGUUCAACUUUCACGGCGCCAGCACCAGAAUUGCCCAAGCUAACUGAAGGAGGAGGAGCAAUGCCCAUAUCCUCACAGUGUAAGGGACAUGGCAUUCUCUAAGAUGGAGAACUAAUCGGACUGAAUUCUGGCAGCUUGAGUGGAACUGCUGGGUGGGGUUGGAGUUCCUUUUACACAUUGCCUUUUGUUGUGUGCCUAAACUGGUCCAGGCACACAUGCCACGGAAGUGAAGUCCUAAGUGGUAGUGGCUAGCUCUUGGGAUUUGCAACAUUUGUAUUUAAUUAAAUUCAAUUUAAGUAUCA